This is a messenger RNA of Trypanosoma brucei brucei TREU927, 1257 nucleotides long. RefSeq lists its product as hypothetical. The record is from RefSeq and is a predicted model, not a curated record. The coding region runs from base 1 to 1257 and encodes 418 amino acids. The transcript has a single exon. NCBI's taxonomy places the organism in Eukaryota, Euglenozoa, Kinetoplastea, Trypanosomatida, Trypanosomatidae.
AUGAAUUACACUGCGGCCCGCAAGCUGCAGGAGAGGAGGCAACGGAGAGAAGAGAAGAGGAGAGCACUCUCGCUAGUGUACGCACAACUUCAGGCAAUAAUAGAAGCUGGCCGUGGUAGUAAAGAUGAUGAAGAUGAGGAGGCAUCAGAAGCGCCAAGCGUGUCCAUGCAGCAGAACAACAUUGUUCUGACGGCCACCACCAACGUGACGGGUGGACUUGGCCGACCUACGGCGUCCGCUAUGAGGAGGUACACCAACAAAGACCGCCGCCUCCCGACAAUUUUCCAGGAGCAGCGGCAGACCACCCACAACAUUGACCUGUUGUGUACUGAACUCAAGGGCCAAAUAUCAAAGAUGGAGGGGGAGUUUGGCCGCCGUCGCAGGGCGCUUCAGGGCUCUCCGCUCGGUGACGUUCGAAACCGAUUGGUAUCAAGAUCCAGGACACCUCUUACAACUACACAGCUGCAGAAAUACAAAGGAAGAAGCGAUUCGCCUCAGGAUGGGGAUGUUAGUGGUGGCGAAGGUAAUGACGGUAACAGUGGAGGAGUUGAGACCGGACCCCGACGCGGUGAUAUUGAGCGCGUGCGUGUUGCUGCUGCAGAUGAGGGUUUACGAGAUGAUCAGUCCGUCUCUGAUUACGCUGCGGAACCCGACAUCCCAAUGUACUCUCCGGGGCGUACCCUCCGUGACGAGGUGGAGGCGAUGGAUGAUUCCAUCAAGAAGGUGAGCCAAUGCAUGGCCUCCAUGAUGUUAUUAGAGGAGAUGGACUCAGGCAACCCCUGGUGGGAAUCUGCUAUGCUUGUCCGAGAGAUGAAGGCGUGCAACAUUCGUGCAAAUUAUCAUGUUCGUUGCGUGUUGAAGUGGAUCGUUCGUGCGCAGGAACACUUUCUUCUGGAGGCAGUCUCUAAGAAUAGCCAAUCGGCUCGUUGUAGCGAAGAGAUGGUGUAUAUGCGCGAGCAGGUGGGCCUAUUUUCCCAGCGAAUCGAACAGAGUAGGAAACUUCUGACGGAGGUGGAGGCUGAAAUUGCGAACUUAAAAAGUUCCCUCAAUGAGGCUACUGUGAUGCGGAAUGAGCUACUAGAACAAUUGUUGAAGGAGGCCUGCGAGUCUAAUAUGUUACCGCCGGGAUCCACAAAUCUGCAGUCCGCGGAAUUGGUGAUGCUAUUGGAGUAUGUUAUGUGGCCAGUAUCUCUGCUCUCAGAUGUGGAACGUGUCAAGGCUUGGGUUCAAUCUCAGGACACUCAGUUGGAUGUAUAG